Messenger RNA from Linum tenue, 249 nucleotides. The record is from the annotation of a GenBank genome assembly. Lineage: Eukaryota; Viridiplantae; Streptophyta; Magnoliopsida; Malpighiales; Linaceae.
AUGCAAUGCAGACCUCAGCAACAACCGAUUCUCCAACGAGUUCCCUCCUCCGUCCUCUACAUCCCCAAUCUUGUCUACCUCGACCUCCAGUUAAACUACUUCUUGGGUCCAAUCCCUGAUGCCCUCUUUGACAAACGCCUCGACGCCAUCUUCCUCAACAACAACCAAUUCGACAGUGAAAUCCUGGACAAUUUCGGCAAGUCCCCGGCCUGCGUCAAUAAUUUGGGAUACAAAAAGUUCACUGGAUAA